AUGGAGGCAGUUCAUACCGCUACCGACAAUGAUGAAUCUAUAAAAGUGCCAAAGAUUUGGCUCGAUGCCGACCCGUCUGGGUUUGUGUGGACAGGUCUCGAUUGCGACGAUGACUUGGCCAUUCUCACAGCGCUUUCACUGGAAGCACAGGGUAUGAUCGAUGUGGAAGGGAUAAGUGUCUGUGGUGGCAAUGCUCCAUUGCGGCACACGUGGAAAGACACACAAGUGUUACUACAACAUGCUGGUUCGUCUUUGGUUCCCCACAAGGGCUAUGGUUGGAAGUCCAUGCAAGUGUCCCGUCGAUGGCUCAAAUGGUUGAACCGGAUUCAACCCGACAUUGACGACUCCAAUGACGCCGUUGACGCCAUUAUCAAGGCUUCUCAUGACGUCGAAAAUCUAAUUAUUGUAACAUUGGGUCCACCCGCCAACUUUGCCAAGGCACUCGAACAGGAUCCAACUCUGGCAGACCGGAUUGGUCAUGUUUAUUUAAUGGGAGGUGAAUUGACACAACAAAGAUUGUGUUUGAAUUUUGCUUCGGAUCGAGCCGCCGCUCGGACCAUUGUCGAUGCCAAUGUACCAACUACCAUGAUUCCCAUUCAGCUCUGCGCCCAAGUGGUAAUGGAUCAACUUUUUGUCGACCAAUUUGCAGCAGAAUACUGUCACAACAACAACAACAAUCAACGUCCAGCAGCCGCCGCCUGUGGGAUUCUACCCAAAAUGCAUCAACAAGUAGCAGCCAUGCCCAAGCUGGUCAACAAGGCAGUAGCCAAACGAUUUCCAAGCGACGGCCGUUGGUCGCCCAGUGUCAAUCUGGACAAAGGAUUCAUUCCCUGGGAUAUCGUGGCAAUCUUGGCCAUUUCCCAUCCAGAUAUCUUUGAUGAAUGGGAGUAUCAUACGGUGCAGUUUCCCACGUGCGGCCCCGAGGGACGAGAACCCUGCGACAACACAAUGACGGUUGGGGCGCCGCCCCCAGCAACACCGUUCCAGCAUCAAAGUGGGAUUGUCAGAAUACCUCAUCUCGUCCGGAAUGAAACGCAAGUGCUGGGGCUCAUGAAGGAUUUCUUGGGUCAUACGCCGGCUCAAGGCACGACACCCAAUAUGAUGCUGGGAUUCAUGGGCCCAGUCUUUGGGGGUAUUGUGGCAGGAGCCGCUCUGGCUCUAUGGAAAAUCAAGCUGUUCUUCUAA
Messenger RNA from Seminavis robusta, 1185 nucleotides. The record is from the annotation of a GenBank genome assembly. Lineage: Eukaryota; Bacillariophyta; Bacillariophyceae; Naviculales; Naviculaceae.